Messenger RNA from Nicotiana tabacum (common tobacco), 444 nucleotides. RefSeq lists its product as uncharacterized. NCBI's taxonomy places the organism in Eukaryota, Viridiplantae, Streptophyta, Magnoliopsida, Solanales, Solanaceae. The record is from RefSeq and is a predicted model, not a curated record.
AUGCCACAAGAAGAGGUCGUUAUGAUAAAAGAAGUAGAAGAACAACAAGAACAAGGCGACGACGAAGAAGAAAACAUAAAAGAUGUGGUUUUUGUCGAACAAAACAAAAAAGAAAAAGAAAUAAUCAACAUUACUGAUAAAGAUGAAGUUGAUCAAGAAGAUAAGAAGAAGAAUAAGAAGAGUGGUGAAGCCAAAUGCGAACGGAAUAACUCAGAAAAAGCAAUGAUAAAGGUGGCGACCAAUAAUGGGAAUAUUGAAAAGAAGAAAAAUGGGAUUCAAAGGUCAAAAUCUGAGAGAUAUUAUUUCGUAAAUAAAAGAGAUGAAGAAAAUGAAGAAUUCUCAGAGAUGUCAGUAGAGGAGCUGAAUAGAAGGGUAGAGGAGUUUAUUCUAAGAUUUAAUAGACAGAUUAGACUUCAAGCUGUUGCUACAAACCUCCAAACUUAG